GGGACAGUUCCACCCGCCCCUGUUCCCCCAGCUCCUCCGCCCCUGAGAGGCCUCCAAGGAGACCGGCCAGAGUGAGGCGGCAGCCCCUCUCCUCUUCCCCCCCAGUUGCCAUCCCUACCCUCCUGGCUGUCCCCUCCCCCAAGGCAGGGCCAACUCUCUGCAAAGCCAGGUCCAGCUGGAGAGCCGGGAGUGACCCGCUCCGCCAGGCCUGGCCGACGGAGGGUGCAGGCGCGGCACAGCCCAGGGCCUGGUGGGGUCCCGGGGGCCUCGCUGGACGGCUGAGGACCCUGCUCACCGAGCUCAGCCUGCCGAGGGCUGGCUCUGAGGAGACAUGAGCACAGAGGGCUCCAGUCUCUCCAGCCCCAGGGCCGCCAGCCCCCAGGACGCCUUCACGGCUCCUGUCACCCCUGGGACUCUCACCGGGGCGACGGACCCCCUCCCAGUGCUCAUCGCCCUGGCCUGCAUCUUCCUCCUGCUGGCUUCUUGUCUACUGUUCCUGAUCCUCUGCAGGCCGGCUGCUCUGGACCCCCGCCACCGCAGGGCCCGCGAGUGCAUGCCCCACCACCCCGAGAGCCCCAGCGAGCCCCGGCUCCGGCUUUGGAAGCGCCUGGGCUCCCUGCGCCGCUCUCUGCACGGCUUCCGGAGGGAGCGGCUCACGGCCCCUCCACGGCCACUGCCAGGCCACGACAACACCCCGGGCAGCUGUGACUGCACGGAAUCGACCAAAAUGUGACAGGCGUUUCCAAACAGAUGCCCCCACUAUCCUCCACCCCCGGCAGAUCCUCCCGCCUGGGACUUCUGGGACGGCAAGACAGCGGCCCAAGCCACCUGGGCCCUGUGCUCACCUCCAGGGCUGCCCUGGGCGCCCAGCCAGUGUCCUUUCCCAAAGGUGAUCCCUGAACAGCACCCUCUUUUCUGUGGACCUCUUGCUGCUCUUGCUAAAAGAUCCCAGGAUCAAGAGGUGAGCUCUCCUGGCCAUCUGUGCCCUUGGCCUGAGGCUCUGGGGGUGCAACCUGGAACUCUCUAGGGUCCCUUUCUGGUAACCAGGCACCAACCACUCCUGGAAACAGCACCCCUGUCCCCCAAGAGGAAGUCUGCCCCUGAUUCCAGGGCCAAACCCAGCUCAGCCUAUACCCAGGCAGGGCCCUGUCCUACCACCUGCACCAUCUCGGUGCCCAAGGCAAAGGGACCCAGGGACUCCUCGUCUUGGUUUCCUGCCCUGCCAGCAUCCGCCUGCUGACCCGUGGACAGCCUCAGCCUCCUGGUGAUCAGACGCCUGGGUGCUGGCUGGGGGCCCUGGACCCCUGUCUUAGCAGCCCACUCAGCUGCCCAGGCUGGAACUGACCAGGAAGGGGCCGGGAUGGGUGAAGAGGUUCCUGCCAGAAGCCAGGAAGAGGCUUGUCAGCAUGCAAGGGGGCUGGCCACCGUCAGCAGCUUGAGGGAUGCCACUGGCCUCUGAAGACACAGAACACAGGGAGCCGCCUUCCCUCUGGUAUGCUACCAGACCUCCAGGACAGCCGCAGGUCCUCGGGCCUGGACCACACAAGUCCGCUGUCCAUGCACCUGGCUACUGACUGACCUGCCAAAGGAAUCCCGCCCAGGAUGUCCUUCUUAGAACCCCAUGUCCUUGGCCUCUCUUCCCAAGGCCAAUGCUAAUCACUUUGGUUGGACAUCAGAUUUGGAGCCUGGGAAGAGGGGACCUAAAAUGUCCAGCCCCUGUCCCAGAGUCAGCGGGACAGGCCCCACCCACAGUGACCCACAGUGCGGCUGGCCAGGUCUCCUUGAGGACUGAGCUCUGACUGUGCCACUUCUCAGCUCUGAUCCUUCACCGGGGCCCUAAUGCCCACGGGCUGUGCCCACGCCACUGUGAGCAGAGGACUCUGGGAGCUGGCCCAGUUCAUCUUUUACCCUCACCUUGACCCGAGACCACCUGGCCUCUCCACCGGGGGCGUGUGCUUCCCCCCGAGGCCUUCUGUGCAAGGCCUUUCUUAGUCCUCCAAGGGAGCUGCCCUCCUGCCUGGAGCUCCGUGCCCACCUGUCAGGGAGCCGAGAGCAGCCUCCUGUGGGCAGCGGGUGGCAGUCUUGUCCGCACCCUCUCUUCUGCCAGCCUGGGAGCGCAGAGAGCCAGUCCUUGCUUUGACUCACCAGCUCUGGCAGAGGCGUGGGGCCCGUUACUGGAGCGAGGGUGGCCCCGCUGCCAGCAUCCCCCUCCCAGGGCAGCAGGGGUCCUGGCGGAGCCUGCCGAGCACACCACCCCGAGUCCCGCUGCUGCUCCUACAGGACCACUGCCUCCGGCUGGCCUGGGUGGAGACAUCACUGUCUUUCUCUCUGGCUUAGCGAGACCUCAAAGAGGGAGCCCAGCUUUGCAAAAACUCUUACCAGGGCCUGGGAGAAGGCACCCUAAGGCCCCGAAGUUCUCCCUGCAAAGUAGGGGACAAGGGGGAGCCCGAUGUCACUCAAGAACUCUAGGGUGUCGGUCUGAGGACUGUUGUGUAGAUAGAAACCAAUUCUCGGGGCUGGGAAGUAAGGCAGGCCUCCCCCCACAGGUCUUGUUCUUCCCUCCCUUCCUGCUUGGUCACCCCUUCCUGGUUCACUUCCCCCAGGGCCUCUCCGAGACACCCCGGGCUGACUCAGUCGGUAGUGGGUCCAGCACCCCCAGGGUCCCCUGGUCAGCAGGCUCUGCUCUUGUGUUCUCUUCCUGGGGGGGGUGGGGGGUGGGAGGAGGCUCUCAAAGCUCUGGCUGUGCCCCUAAGUGGGCAGGCAGCGGCAGGUCCUGGGAGGCCUCUCAGGUACCACAGGGGGAGGCUCACAGCUUUAGGUGCAGGGCUCUGCAAGUCUGCACCAGCUGAGGCCUGAGCAGGGAAAUCCUUCUCCUUCCUCCUUCCAGAACCCGCCCCAGGCCUUGUAAGUCCCCAGGGCUUCCUAUCUCCCAGUUCCUUGGUCUCCUUUCCUGUCUCCACCUGUCUCCUGCUCCUCGUGGGGAACCUGGGCACACUCCCAGCUCCCGCUUCCUCCCAUCCCAGCACAGGAACCUGCCUGGCGGGCAGGCCCAGCUUUGCAGUGUUUGGCUGCCCCUCUGAGUGCAGCUGGAAAGCCCCUGAGUGGGGAAGGGAGCCAUUCUUCCCGCCCUCUCCCGGCAACCAGGCCUCAGGGCUGCGGAGGCGGGUCCUCCGGUUCCUUGGAGCCUCUUAGCUGCCACCCUACUCUAGGCCCAAAGAGCCCUUUCUUCUUCAGUUGUCUGUGUCCCAAGAGGGGAGCUGGGCCAAGGGCUGUGAAAGCCCCUCUGUUCUGGCCUCCGGGCCCUGGCUCUCUCUCCUCAGCUCCCUUCUGGGAAAGUGUGACCUCUGUGUCCCCUCUCCACUCUGAAAGGCCCUUUGGGGUGGGGUGGGGUGCAGAGGAGCUGGGAGAGAGAGGCCAAGGCCUUUCUGUUUGCUGGGGAGCCAGGCCCUGUCCCAGGUCCUCCUCAGGACCUCUCCCCUUUCCAUCCCCCCAUGCCAUAACGCCACCGAGUAGUACUCUCAGAGCCGAGGGUGGCCCUGCCUGCUCCCAGCCCGCCUGACCACGGGGUCCCGGGCCACCUGCCUGCACGAUGCUGUGGCCCUCGGGGAUGUCCUCGGGGACGCUGGCCUCGUAGCUGCUCUGCAGAAAGAUGGGCCGGUUGUCGUUCACGUCCAGGACAGUGACAAACACGGUGGCCGUGCCAGUGCGUCGCUUGCCUACGGGGCCGUUGUCUGUGGGAGUUUUAGGAGGACAGUUAGUGGCUUCCUGAGGGGCAGCUUUCCGGGCCCCUGCCCGCUCCUGGGCUCCAGCCAGACCCGCGCCCUGUUCUGCCCCACGGGCCGGGUGUUUGCAAUGGUGACUCUUUCUCUUCCCACCAUGACACCAACAGCACACAGAAACAGGACCAUGCACUGGGCACUGCUCUCAGUCCUCAGCCAUUUCACAGAGGAGGCAACUGAGGCACCCAGCAGGUGAAAUGGCCCAAUGCCUGGGGACCUGCGAAUGCUGAUUUUUUUUGGAAAAAGGGUCUUUGAAGAUGUAAUUAAGUUAAGGAUCUUGAGAAGAGAUCAUCCCGGACCUUCAGGUGGGACCUAGACCUAACAAUAAGCAUCUUUAUGGGAGAGACAUGCUGGGGGGGGGGGAGGUGCACGCCUGUCUGUAGGGCCAGCACUCGAGGGUCUGAGGCAGGAGGACUACAAGUUUAAGGCCAGCCUGGGCAACUGAGUCCCACUCUGUCUCAAAAAAGAAAAGAGACAGAAGGCAGAAGGAGACUUGAGACAGGGAGAAGGUCACAUGGAGAUGAAGCCACCAGCCAAGGAGCACCCACAGCCAUGGGAAACCGGGCGUCGGGGAAGGGUUCUCCCCUAGAGCCCCGGAGGGACUGCGGCCCUGCUGACCCCUCCUUGUGAACUUCCAGACCCAGGAGAGAUACAUUCUGGUGUUUCAAGCCACCCAAUCUGUGAUGCAAAUGGAGGACACAGACACAGGCUGUGAGAUGGCAGAGCCAGCAGCUGGGGGUGAGGAACAGGGGAGGGAGCUGUCCUCUGCUCCUGUCCAUCGAUGGUGGGCAGAAUGUGGGACACCCACGAUCACAAUUUCUCAAAAGAAAUGGAAUAUCUGAACUCUUAAA
Ictidomys tridecemlineatus (thirteen-lined ground squirrel) is the source of this 4630-nucleotide messenger RNA. It is a transcript of the gene C1H10orf105, whose product is annotated as chromosome 1 C10orf105 homolog. Lineage: Eukaryota; Metazoa; Chordata; Mammalia; Rodentia; Sciuridae. The record is from RefSeq and is a predicted model, not a curated record.